Molecule: messenger RNA, 2201 nt
Organism: Lontra canadensis (Northern American river otter)
Lineage: Eukaryota; Metazoa; Chordata; Mammalia; Carnivora; Mustelidae
Gene: CLIC4
Product: chloride intracellular channel 4
Exons: 6
Coding region: 174-935 (253 amino acids)
Source: RefSeq, a predicted model, not a curated record
CGAGUCGCGCGCGGGGCGUGGGGCGGUGCUGGGCAGCGGAGACUGAGGAGAGCUCGACGCCGGGACUGUCCAGGGAGGCGCAGCGCAGCGCGGCGGGAGCCCUCAGCCCGAGCAGUCCCCGGAGCAGGAGCAGCAGUCGCCGCCGCCGUCCACGGAGCGCAGCCGAACCCGCCAUGGCGUUGUCGAUGCCGCUGAACGGGCUGAAGGAGGAGGACAAAGAGCCCGUCAUCGAGCUCUUCGUCAAGGCUGGCAGUGAUGGUGAAAGCAUAGGAAACUGCCCCUUCUCCCAGAGGCUCUUCAUGAUACUUUGGCUCAAAGGAGUUGUAUUUAGUGUCACAACUGUGGACCUGAAGAGGAAGCCUGCAGACCUGCAGAACUUGGCUCCUGGGACCCACCCACCAUUUAUAACUUUCAACAAUGAAGUCAAAACGGAUGUAAAUAAGAUUGAAGAAUUUCUCGAAGAAGUCUUAUGCCCUCCCAAGUACUUGAAGCUUUCACCAAAACACCCUGAAUCAAAUACUGCUGGAAUGGACAUCUUUGCCAAAUUCUCCGCAUAUAUCAAGAAUUCAAGGCCAGAGGCUAAUGAAGCAUUGGAGAGGGGUCUCUUGAAAACCCUGCAGAAACUGGAUGAGUAUCUGAAUUCUCCCCUCCCUGACGAAAUCGACGAGAAUAGUAUGGAAGACAUUAAGUUUUCUACGCGUAAGUUUCUGGAUGGCAAUGAAAUGACAUUAGCUGAUUGCAACCUGCUUCCCAAGCUGCACAUUGUCAAGGUGGUGGCCAAAAAAUACCGCAACUUUGAUAUUCCGAAAGGGAUGACCGGCAUCUGGAGAUACUUAACUAAUGCAUACAGUAGGGACGAGUUUACCAACACUUGUCCCAGUGAUAAGGAGGUCGAAAUAGCCUAUAGUGAUGUAGCCAAAAGACUUACCAAGUAAAUGUCACUGAUGAGAGAGAUGUCUUCGCAUCUUCCCCUAAGAAUAUGCUUUUCCUAACAGACUGCUCCUGUUCCUAUAAAGUAGAAAUUUUAUUUUGCAUGAACGUGCAGUUAUUCAAGAUAAGGAUAAAGGAUAGACAAGGUAUAGUAGCUAUCUUUGAAUAUACACUCCUAAGCAGUAUUAUGUUAAAACUCUGUAUCCUGUGUCCCUCCCCUGCCCCAGACUCUCCUCUCCUCUAAUUCAGAGACACGCCGCCACACUCCCCACUUGGUAGCGGUAGGUCGCUGUCUGUCCGGAGCCCUGACCGUUUCGUCUGUCCACGGUGGACAGGGGGCCGAACUUCGGACGUGCAGUGUUUAACUGUUAAAAUAGUACCCACGACCUCCUCAGUCAGCCCCAAACUGGUGCACAGUGCAUGGUACAAGGAAUAUUUAUGUAUUCUGGGAAUUGUAUAAUAUGUAGUAAGAGUAUAUGAAAGGAUCGCUACUGUAUCAGAACACUCUGUUUCAGUUCAGUCUGUCCUGGGUCUGUCACCAACGGUGGAGAGAGCCUUCCACAGAAAGUCACUACAGAGUUUGCUGUUUUUUACUUUGUACAUGGAUUUUUACUUUUGCGCAAAAGCAUUUAUCCUUCAUGCCAGUUAUAUCUGAGGCUCUGUAGAAGCUAAAAGUUCAGAGAGAGGGGUGAUGCCCUCAAGAUCUUCCUCAAGCAUUUUUAUCUAUAUGAGAAAAACCAGUGGGCCCCUGCUACUCUGUCUGCAUAUGUUGUUUUUUGUGUGUAUUCUGCCCAGUGCCAUUUGUUUGGAACUUUAUUGCUUUCCUCCUUUAUUUUGAAAAGCUCCUUUUUAGGUAAGCAUAGACCUUGCUGUCCAGAGAUCUGUUGAGUAACACUACAUAAACUGAUACUUAGUUGAUUUAGCUACAGCAGUACAACAACUUGUAAUGUCAAAAUUAACACAGGUAUUAACCUAAGGAAUGUAGCGUGGGUCUGUCAAAAUAUUAGGCAGAAUUUUGUUUCUGAAGCGUAUUUAAUUAAUAUGGAUAAUCUAAAGGAUGCAUUAUCCAAUAUAUAUCAAAAGCAAGGUAAAACACACAUUACCAGCUUUCCCAUUCUACCCCUCCUCCCCAAUGACUGUUAAACUUUGGGUAGAGUGUGGUUCACUCCUUUUGAACUGUAUUAUAGUUCUAAUGGUGAGUACGUAUUUACUGCAGUUUUGCCUAAUCUCAAUCAUUGAACUUCCUUCGAUUAAAUUUUUCUAAAGCUACA